Molecule: messenger RNA, 2730 nt
Organism: Equus caballus (horse)
Lineage: Eukaryota; Metazoa; Chordata; Mammalia; Perissodactyla; Equidae
Source: RefSeq, a predicted model, not a curated record
UUCCUGCUUCUGCUUACUCUGUUCUGCACCUGGGGUUAUUUCAGGGGAAGUCAGCCCGGCCCUGAGAAUGAGAAUGAUACAAUGCAAUAUUCUAGGGAAAGUUCUGGGGAAAAACAUCUUCUAGGGAAAGAACAUUUUGACCCGUCCUUUGGUCGGGUGGAGCGAUGGGAGUGGAGAGGGAACAAAGAAAUCUGUAGCCCCCACAGAUCUCUCUGGGAGGACGGUGGUUGCCGCGGCCCAUUGAGUCAGGAGGCCGCUGGGGGCAGCCUCCUUGAAGUAAAGGAUUGCAGAAGCUUGACUCCCUAGAUACGGUUGCUCUUAGGACCAUUGUCUACCUUACAAAAACCCGCUUACGCGAGCCAAAAAUAUGUACUGGGACUGUCCCAUGAAAUCACCCGUGCAUAUCCUGAGCCCUAUAUAAAUCAUGCAUACACAAAAUAAAGUUGGACUUGGACACCAAACUCCUUGUCUCACUGCCUCCUCCUUCGCCGACGCCGUCCAUCCCUCAGGAGAACCUGUUCGGCUGGGGCUGGACCCCGGCAAGUGGCGCCGGAACAUGGACCUGAAGGAUCAAAUGGAAGGACUUGCUUACAGGACAGUGGAAAGUCCUGAUAUUCUCUUAACCAGCGGUCGAGGAUAUGCUUGCAUAUUUCCACAGGACGCUUCAUCUCCUUGGUGGAUUCCUGAUCGUCUGAUUCAGCAUGUACCGCAAGCAGCCUCUGCCCCCACCUCCAGAAAAGUGGAUGAGCCCCAGCUUCCAAGUCAAGAUGGAUGAUAAAUCUCCCCCAGUAGCCCAGAUGAGACGACUUUCACUCCGCGAGAAACCUUUUAAACGUUUGGCUGCCCGUCCGCACUCGCCUCCGCCCUCUUAUUCUUUUUACUGACUCUGGCAAAUUCAGCCACACUUGUUGCAGGCCAUAGCCGCUUUACAGAAUGUUGUAUUGAUUAGACCAACAGGAUCACAAUUGUAUAAGGUUAAGGCCUGUGUCCCAGCCCCUUAUGUUUUCUUGGCCUCUCCUGUACACAGUUUUGCUAUGUCUAUCUCUUUUAAUAAUUCUUGUUAUGAUAUCUCCUGUCCAGAUUGUAUUUUAACUAAUUGUUUGAGCCCCGAUAUAGAGGUACAAGCUGUAAUCAUAUUACAACAAUCCCCCUACCUUAUGCUACCUGUUCAUUUAUCUGAACCUUGGAAUGAUGAUGUUGGAUUGCUUACGUUAAAACAGGCUACUGAUCUCUUACAGCGCUCCCGCCAGUUUAUCACUGCUUUAAUAUUAGGAACCUGGACUCUCAAAUUUAUAAUAUAACCUGUAAGAACUGUAUUUUGACUAGUUAUUUAUCUCCUGCUGUAAAAAUACAAAAUGUUAUGAUUCUACAACAAUCACCUUAUAUAAUUGUACCUGUCUCUUUAAAAGAAAAAUGGUUUGAUGAUACAGGCCUUAAAACAAUUGAGGGAGCCACUCAGUUCCUCUCUAGAUCAAAAAGAUUUGUUGUUGCCCUAAUUUUGGGCAUAUCAGCCUUAAUCACUCUCCCUACUUCCUUGACUGUAUCAGCCAUAGCACUCGCCAAACAGAUACACACAGCUUCCUGUGUUGAUGAUCUCUCUAAAGACAUUACUCUCGCCUUAGCCACACAAGAAGCUAUAGAUCGAAAGUUAGAAGCUAAAGUUAAUGCUUCAGAAGAAGCCGUACUUCAAAUAGGACAAGAACUUACGAAUCUAAAGGUUCGCUUAACUCUUCUUUGUCAUGUAAGUUAUAGAUGGAUCUGUGUUACCCCUCUACAGGUCAAUGAAUCUCAGCCCUCUUGGGAUAAAAUUAAAAAUCAUAUUCCGGGAAUUUGGAAUCACUCUGACUUAAGCUUAGACCUAAGUUCACUCCAUGAUCAAAUUCAAGCCAUUAAUGGAGCUGAAAAAGAUUUUGCCUCCUCCUCUUCGGCUUCUGAUUUUUUCACUUCCCUUUCUAGUUUCAUAACUCGUCACACACUUAGUACUUCUCAUUUCUUUAUCUCUCUGGGGAUUAUUUUAGGAUUUCUUCUGAUUGCUCUUCUUUUUCCAGUCAUCAUCAGACUGCUAAGGCGAGCCAUUGAAAGGGUCUCUGCUGAAGUGCGACUUGCCUCUCUAAAAAACAAAAAAGGGGGAGAUGCUGGGAGCCGUCAGCCUACAAGUUAAGCCCCUGCCUUGUGACACGAUCCGGGAGAGAGAUGAGGGGACGCACAGCGACCCUCAAGGGAAUCUACCAGGCUGCCCCUGCAACGAGUCUCCCUGGUACUUUUGACUUUCCUGCUUCUGCUUACUCUGUUCUGCACCUGGGGUUAUUUCAGGGGAAGUCAGCCCGGCCCUGAGAAUGAGAAUGAUACAACGCAAUAUUCUAGGGAAAGUUCUGGGGAAAAACAUCUUCUAGGGAAAGAACAUUUUGACCCGUCCUUUGGUCGGGUGGAGCGAUGGGAGUGGAGAGGGAACAAAGAAAUCUGUAGCCCCCACAGAUCUCUCUGGGAGGACGGUGGUUGCCGCGGCCCAUUGAGUCAGGAGGCCGCUGGGGGCAGCCUCCUUGAAGUAAAGGAUUGCAGAAGCUUGACUCCCUAGAUACGGUUGCUCUUAGGACUAUUGUCUACCUUACAAAAACCCGCUUACGCGAGCCAAAAAUAUGUACUGGGACUGUCCCAUGAAAUCACCCGUGCAUAUCCUGAGCCCUAUAUAAAUCAUGCAUACACAAAAUAAAGUUGGACUUGGACACCAAA